Symbiodinium sp. CCMP2456 is the source of this 444-nucleotide messenger RNA. Lineage: Eukaryota; Dinophyceae; Suessiales; Symbiodiniaceae. The record is from the annotation of a GenBank genome assembly.
AUGGAAGAAGGUGAAGGCGCUCUUGCAGCUGAAGAUGCCGAGAAACGGAGCCCCAACGACUUCGCCCUUUGGAAGGCGUCGAAGCCGGGCGAACCGGCUUGGGAGAGUAAAUGGGGCCCUGGACGUCCUGGUUGGCACAUUGAGUGCUCUGUCAUGGCCACAGACGUCAAUGGGGAGUACCUGGAUAUCCACGCUGGAGGUGAAGACCUCAAGUUUCCGCAUCACGACAACGAGAUGGCGCAGUCCGUGGCGUGGCCUUUGCAGUUCUGUCUGACCUGUUGUCUGAGGAGUCGUAGCAUGUCCCAGACAAGGUCCUUCUUUGCGCCCGGAAAUACAUCAAAUAAACAAGCCGUUACAAAGACUCCCCCAAGCAAAAAAGACCACCCAAUUCUCAGCAACGCCCUGUGGCCUAGGAAGCCUACCUGCAGCGAUCCCAGUGGGUGA